Molecule: messenger RNA, 1455 nt
Organism: Contarinia nasturtii (swede midge)
Lineage: Eukaryota; Metazoa; Arthropoda; Insecta; Diptera; Cecidomyiidae
Exons: 2
Coding region: 77-1351 (424 amino acids)
Source: RefSeq, a predicted model, not a curated record
ACCGGCUUGACUUCAGUUUAUUCACGUAUAAAAUUGAACAGUUGAAAAUUGGUAUUUCUUGAAGUUUAUAGAUUGUAUGAUGGAAUUCUUUAUUCGAUCCCUAUUGAUCGGGACCUUAAUUGGAAUAUUUGCAACGAUCGAUGUAGAAUCGGUUGGCAAUAAGGAAAAUCUUCCUGAUCUUCCUCUUGAUGCGGAUUGUCUUGAAUAUUUGGUUGAUCGAAACACGAAAGAACACUUAACGAAACGCUAUCACGAUCAGGUUGAAGAUCUUCGUCAUUUUAGGGAUAAAAUUAGACUAUACAAACAAAAGGAAUGGUUAAAUAUGUUGGUAUCGAUUGUUAAUGAAAAUGGAAUUUUAUUCGAUUCGUUGGUGGAACCAAUUUGUGGCAUUAACGAAAAAGUAACACUUUAUACUGAGGCGCUUGCCAAUGAAAAAAUCGUUCAUGAUUUUGAUAUUGGCGUUCACAGCAACAUAAAAAGUGUUUACGAGUUUGCAAUUCAGUAUCGCGUUAUAGUGGAAGAUUCAUUUUUAUACGCAAAUCAAAAUAUUUCCAAUGCCAUAGAACAAUACAAAGAGAUAGGAAGCUUGGAAGAAGAACAGUUAUUCUCACUCGAGGCUACCAUGGAAACUUUAAAAAAUACUAUCGACGAUAAUGUGGCUUAUACAAAGGGUGCCGUUAAUAGAUUGAGACACAGUAUGGAAAAUUUCAUUGAAUUAACCAAAAAACUUGCAAACAUUCUGCAUAAGUUGCAAUUAACAAUUCAAUUAAAAGUACAAAAUGUGGAUCAACAGAGAAAGAAGGUUAUGACUGAGUUAAAGAAGCAACUCACCUUAUGUUUAAAAGAAACAUUAAAAGGGGAUUUGCAAAACAAUAUUAAGCAGAAUAUUGUCGGAAUAAAGGAAGAAAUGCAAUUUGCAGAACAUUCUCUCGGCUCCCUUUUCAAAGACAUUGAUUAUGUUAUGUCAAAGCAAGAGCCAGAAAUCGAAAGUCCCCACAUCCAGGAAACAACUACUCAAAAUGUACCUCAAAUGCAACUCGAUCUUCCUCUUCCCAUUUUGAAGCCGCUAACAAUAAAUACGAAAAAGUCGAAGGUGAAAGAUUUAAUUGACUACUUUAACCAAUAUACGAACAUAGUUACUCCGCGUCAAUUGGUUUAUUCUGCUAAAACUAAUGUUACAUUGAGAGAUCUUCUGAAAAAGGAUAAAAUUAACAUUCCUACUGACGAAAAAGAUCUUGUCAAGGCUAAAAUACGCGAAUUUGAAACGUCUAAAAUUCCAAAUAAAGUUCCAAAGGUACCAAAAGGGAAAAAAACUGGAGCUUCCUCGAGUAAAAAACCACCAUUGAAGUGAUUAUUAAUAUUUUGAUCUGAAAUCGUUACUAUUCUUUGCAAAGUUUGCAUUGAUAAUGACACAAAGACGCAUAUUAAAUAUAUGAUGAAAGAAAGAUGAAAAAA